Cryptomeria japonica (Japanese cedar) is the source of this 3678-nucleotide messenger RNA. RefSeq names its product coatomer subunit beta-1. NCBI's taxonomy places the organism in Eukaryota, Viridiplantae, Streptophyta, Pinopsida, Cupressales, Cupressaceae. Gene Ontology annotation, molecular function: structural molecule activity. The transcript has 6 exons. The record is from RefSeq and is a predicted model, not a curated record. Gene Ontology annotation, biological process: endoplasmic reticulum to Golgi vesicle-mediated transport; intracellular protein transport; intra-Golgi vesicle-mediated transport. Gene Ontology annotation, cellular component: cytoplasm; COPI vesicle coat. Bases 354 to 3206 code for a protein of 950 amino acids.
GAAGUAAUUGCAUAGCAUUUACGCGCAAAUAUGAAGCUGUAGCCCUGUAAUUUUCGGCAACAAAUCACAUUUUUACAAAACGCACAAGUAAAUCGCAGCUGCUCAAAAGGGUUUAAAAAACGAAAAAAAAGAGACUGCAAAGCGAAGACGCGAUUCAUCGAAGCGUCGAGCUUCGAACUCCAGACCUCUUGAACCAAUUAGAUCUGCUGGCAAAGAAGGGUUUAAAGUAAAGCUUGGAUAGAAAUUGAGAUUUCGUGGUUCUAAUUUCUUCGUUCGAGUAAAUGUUCUUACGCUGACGGCAUCGGUUGAGUUUCGCACACCAGAUCUGGUUUAGAAAACCUGUCUGCUAGGAAAUGGAGAAAUCAUGCAGCUUGCUAAUCCACUUCGACAAGGGCACGCCGGCCAUGGCCAACGAGAUCAAGGAAUCCCUCGAAGGCAACGACAUUGACCGCAAGAUAGACGCCCUCAAGAAGGCUAUCAUGCUUCUCUUGAAUGGUGACACCCUACCUCAGCUCUUCAUUACAAUUGUCAGGUAUGUGCUACCCUCAGAAGAUCACACGAUCCAGAAGCUCCUUCUAUUAUAUUUAGAGAUCAUUGAUAAAACAGAUGCAAGGGGCAAAGUUUUGCCGGAAAUGAUCCUCAUUUGUCAAAACCUUAGAAACAACCUCCAACACCCUAAUGAGUACAUCAGGGGUGUAACCCUGAGGUUCCUUUCAAGGUUAAAUGAGAGCGAGCUGAUUGAGCCCCUGAUUCCUUCUGUUCUUGCCAAUUUAGAGCAUCGCCAUCCUUACAUCAGAAGAAAUGCUAUUUUGGCAGUGAUGUCUAUCUACAAGCUGCCACAGGGGGAAAACUUGCUUGUAGAUGCACCUGAAAUGAUUGAAAAGGCUCUGACCACUGAACAGGAUCCCUCAGCCAGAAGAAAUGCAUUUUUGAUGCUCUUUACGUGUUCUCAGGAGAGGGCUGUCAAUUAUUUAAUCAGAAAUCUGGAUGCUGUGCCACAAUGGGGUGAUUUGCUGCAGAUGGUUGUGCUUGAGCUGAUCCGAAAGGUAUGCAGAUCAAACCCUGGGGAAAAGGGGAAAUACAUCAAGAUCAUCAUUUCUUUGCUGAAUUCGUUAUCUACAGCUGUUGUGUAUGAGUGUGCAUCAACUCUUGUCAGCCUGUCAUCUGCCCCGACUGCAAUCAGAGCUGCAGCAAAUACCUACUGCCAGCUCUUGCUGUCACAGAGUGACAACAAUGUAAAGCUCAUUGUAUUGGAUCGGUUGCAAGAGCUGAAGGCAUCACACCGGGAUGUUAUGGUGGACAUGAUCAUGGAUGUUCUGAGGGCACUCUCAAGUCCUAAUUUAGAUAUUCGGCGCAAAACUCUUAAUAUUGCUUUGGAAUUGAUCACUCCUCGAAACAUAGAUGAGGUUGUCAUGACCCUAAAGAAGGAGGUUGUGAAGACCCAGAGCACAGAUUUGGAGAAAAAUGGGGAAUACAGGCAAAUGUUGGUCCAAGCUAUUCAUUCCUGUGCCAUCAAGUUCCCUGAAGUUGCUAGUACUGUGGUUCAUUUGCUCAUGGACUUCUUAGGGGAUAGCAAUCUGGCAUCUGCAAUGGAUGUGGUUAUUUUUGUGCGGGAGAUUAUCCAGACUAAUCCUAAGCUUAGAGUCUCCAUAUUGGUAAGGUUAUUAGACACUUUUUAUCAGAUCCGGUCUUCACUUGUGUGCUUGUGUGCUCUGUGGAUUAUCGGAGAGCACUCCCUUUCUCUUACUGAAGUGGAAAAUGGUUUAUCAACCAUCAAACAAUCUCUUGGGGAGCUACCAUUUUACACAAUUUCUGAGGAUGCUGAGGUGACUGAUUUCAGGUCAUCAGCCACUAACAAACCUCAGCCUCCAGCAUCUAUGACUGUCUCCUCAAGGCGACCUGCCAUUCUUGCUGAUGGGACCUAUGCAACUCAGAGUGCUGCAUCUGAAAUUGCCAUUGCAAAUCCUGUAAUUCUGGGAAGUUCUGACUCGACCGGAAAUUUGCGAACCAUCCUUUUAACAGGUGAUUUUUUCCUUGCUGCCGUGGUUGCCUGUACAUUAACUAAGCUGAUUCUUCGUUUGGAAGAGGUGCAGCCUUCUAGAGCAGAUGUAAACAAGGCAGCUGCUGAAGCAUUGCUAAUCAUGGUCUCUAUGCUGCGCCUUGGUCAAUCUAAUGUUCUGCCACAUCCCAUAGAUAAUGACUCCUAUGAGCGGAUUAGUCUCUGUAUACGCAUUCUAACCUCUCCUGAUGAUUUGUUGAAAAGAAUUUGGUUACAAUCUUGCCGAGAGAGCUUCGUAAAGAUGCUUGCUGACAAGCAGUUCCGGGAAAUAGAAGAGACAAAAGCAAAAGCUCAGAUUUCACAUGCACAGCCAGAUGACUUGAUUGAUUUCCGCCUUUUGAAGAACAGAAAGGGUAUGAGUCAGCUUGAAUUAGAAGAUGAAGUGGAAGAUGAUUUAAAACGUGCCACUGGAGAAUUUAUCAAAGAUGGUGACAGUACAAAUAAAUUGAAUCGGGUUUUACAACUUACUGGCUUCAGUGAUCCUGUUUAUGCAGAAGCAUAUAUUACAGUUCAUCAGUAUGAUAUUGUCCUGGAUGUUACUGUAAUCAACCGCACAAAGGAAACACUUCAGAACCUUUGUUUAGAAUUAGCUACUAUGGGUGAUCUCAAACUGGUUGAACGACCACAAAAUUAUACCCUGGCUCCAGAGUCAAGCAAGCAGAUAAAAGCAAACAUAAAAGUGUCCUCUACUGAAACCGGUGUUAUAUUUGGUAACAUUGUUUAUGAGACUACGAGUGUACUGGACCGCAAUGUUGUUGUUCUGAAUGACAUACACAUCGACAUUAUGGACUACAUCUCCCCAGCCACUUGCCCUGAUGGUGCUUUUAGGAGUAUGUGGGCCGAGUUUGAGUGGGAAAACAAGGUGGCUGUGAACACAGUUAUCCAUGAUGAGAAGGAGUUCCUAAACCAUAUUGUGCGAUCAACAAAUAUGAAGUGCCUCACACCCCUAUCUGCACUAGAUGGAGACUGUGGAUUUCUGGCUGCAAAUUUGUAUGCAAAGAGUGUAUUCGGUGAGGAUGCUCUUGUGAAUGUUAGUGUUGAGAAACAAUCUGAUGGCAAGUUGAGUGGUUAUAUCAGGAUAAGAAGUAAAACCCAGGGCAUUGCAUUGAGUUUGGGUGAUAAGAUCACACUCAAACAAAAGGGCUGAGUAUGUGAUGAUCGGUGGAUGCUCAACUUUUACUUCUAAGUUUUCUGUAAGAAAUUUUUCUGCAUUGGUAUCUUUAUCCGCUUACAAUUUUUGGUAAUUAACAGUUAGAAUUCUGACUGCUUAAAUUGGAUGAGUGGUCAUUGAAGCCCAUUGGUUGAUCUUUCAGAACUAGAAGAAAAUUCUUUAUGGUUGGGAUGAGAAUUAGCAACUUGUUUUAUCUGUUCGCUAAGGCGUGAAACUUGUGCACUGCUUUAAACAAUAGUUAUGUAAAGAGUUGAGGAUGAUGAGUAUGACGUUAAUUUUGCUCAUGACUAUUGAGGUAUCACCACUGUAGGAAUUAUAGAGUAGUUUUUGUCUGUCUUGGUUUCUAUAUUAUAUCUCAUGCACAAUACUGUGAUGCAGAUUAUUAAGUGCUCCUGUAUUUAAAGAAGCAAACUAUAUUUUUAAUUCAAAAUCCAAGCUCUGGAAGGUA